GUGUGUUAGGAUGGCCCCGGGUCUCCUCCACGCUGUGCCGGGGCUGCUGCCGAGGGAGGAAAACGUGGCAGAUAAAACCCACCCCGGCCGCCGGAGCGAGCGGCGCGGGAUGCUGCUCACGCCUGCUGCCUAGUCUGGGAUGCGGCUGCUUCCCCCUGCGCUCGGCUCAUCCCCGGGGCGAGCCUGGCUCGGAGGGGUCACCCCAGGUUUGUCCGUGAAGGCACCAAUGGAAAUGGGGAGCAGCAGCACGGAGAAGUUUUAUAGGAUCCCUGAAGGAAAGGGCCCGCACUCGGUUGGAUGUACAGACCUGAUGACUGAAAAUGCAGUUGAGGGAAGCUUCUUGCGCCUGUAUUAUCCAUCAUGCAAUGCCACAGAUAACGAAGAGGCACCAUGGAUUCCAGAUAAAGAGUACUAUCAGGGACUCUCUGACUUCCUUAAUAUGUACCGAGUUGUAGGAGAAAGGCUUUUCCAGUACUACGUUGGUUCAGUGACCUGUCCUGCAAAGUCAAAUGCUACUUUUAAGCCGGGAGAAAAAUACCCACUCCUCGUUUUUUCCCAUGGACUUGGAGCUUUUCGGACGAUCUAUUCUGCUAUUUGCAUCGAGAUGGCUUCCCAGGGCUUUAUAGUGGCUGCUGUGGAGCACAGAGAUGAAUCUGCUUCAGCGACGUAUUAUUGUAAAAAAAAGUCAAUUUCUGAACGACAGGAAGAGUCUACAUCAAACAUGGAGAAGGAGUGGAUCUACUACAGGAAACUAAAAACUGGCUCUGCCCCAACUUCUCUUUCUCCCCAGGUGCAGCAAAGAGCGCAGGAGUGUAUCAAAGCUGUCAACCUCAUUCUUAAAAUCAAUUCAGGAGAGGAAGUAAUGAACGUACUAAAUUCAAACUUUGACUGGAAUAGCUUAAAGGAUUCUGUUGAUACUAGCAGAAUAGCUGUGAUGGGACACUCUUUUGGUGGUGCUACAGUUAUUGAAAGUCUCAGCAAAGAAAUAAGAUUCAGGUGUGGCAUUGCCCUCGAUGCAUGGAUGCUUCCAGUAGGUGAUGACAUUUACCAAAACAGCGUCCAGCAACCGCUGCUUUUUAUCAACUCUGAAAAAUUCCAGUGGGCUGACAAUAUCUUAAAGAUGAAAAAACUCAGCUCCAAUGACACAAACAAGAAAAUGAUCACUAUCAAGGGGUCAGUACAUCAGAGCUUUCCUGACUUUACCUUCGUGAGCGGAGGAAUCAUUGGAAGAUUUUUCAAAUUAAAAGGAGAAAUAGAUCCAAAUGAAGCUAUUGAUAUAAGCAAUCAUGCUUCAUUAGCCUUCCUGCAGAAACAUUUGAGUCUUAAGAAAGAUUUCGAUAAGUGGGAUUCUCUUGUGGAUGGCAUAGGACCCAAUGUUAUUCCUGGUACCAAUAUUGACUUAUCUCCAGCUGAACUGGAAUAAGGAAUACAAAGAAAUACUGAAAAUGCCACGGACAUCAGGACACUAAUGUUGGCCAGACAUUGCUCAGAACUGUGAUAGCGUUGGCCACCUACACAGCUUUUGGGGUAUGGAACAAAAAAAAGAUAAGGCAUGAGGUUACAUUAUCAUGAAACUGUGGAGAGGUUUUAGUUCAAAUGAGGUAGUGGGAUUCUCUGAAAUACUGCAACAGGGUAACUUCUGCUUUAUAGGCAGCUGGGGGAAAAAAAAAAUAAAUCACGUGAUGGUCAUUUAAAGGCUUUUUCUAGUUUUGACUUAGAAUCAAGUUUGCAGAGAGAGAGAUUAAGCUCCCAGGAAUUCAACUAAAGUUCUGCUUACCAAGCUUGAAGUCAGUUUGCAUCCAGCAAGCCUUUUCUGCAGUGUAAGAAAAAAAAUACAUCAAUCUUUAAUUUGUUAUUAAACUACUUAGUAUUUCAGCUGUGCUCUAACAACAGUUGAGAGUUGGAACAGGUUUUUUUCUCCUUCUAGUUAGAAAGGUGCCAGUGGAAGGUCUUCAGAACUGUCUUAUUUUAAUAAGAAUCACAGCAAAAGCUACAGGAAAUAGUUUAAGGUAACAGCAGAGAAAGGUGUUUGUUCAGACACAGGACUUCUCAUGUGAACUUAAUCCACUUACAUUUAAGAUCUGUAUUUACUGCCAUAUUCAGAGGAUGUUUCUAUUCCAAAAGCUGCUGAAAUGGUCACUCUUGUUGUAGCAACUGUAAUUCCCCUUAGGCAAAGCUCCAAGCAGUGCCUCUCUUGUUAAUCUCUGUAUUACCACUGUUGUAGGUGAAAUUACAGAAGAGAUGCGUCACUUCUACCACUCCCUUUAAAAAGGGGUAUGUAAGCAUUGCUUGAUCAUCUUGAUGUCUCUCAUGGUUAUAACACUCUCCAGACACUCGUCUUUGUCCAGGUACUAGCAUUGCUGUCUGUGUCUGUCAGUAGAAGCCGUUGACUACGUGGUUGGCCAAAGAAGGCUCCGAUUUUUAGAACAAAACUCUUUGAAGUUGCCACAUGGAAGGCUGACUUCUAAAUGAGUAAGUCAGUCUUGCAAAAGGGGGACUACUUCUAACUGUAGCCUAUUUGUUUCAAAAUUAGGUUACAAACAAAACAACUGAAGCAAGCAGAACAAGCAGAGCAGUUAACGGUGUAAUUAAACAUUUAUAUAAUCUGUGAUCUUAACAUGAGAUUGCAACAACGUCUAAGACUUGUUUUUCAGAAUUUAAUUAAAUUCUCUCCAGCCUACCAUCGUGCAUGUUGAUUCCCUUAAUAGAGACAAUACAAGUGUUUCUCUUACCGAGUGAGCACUAACACUUGAGGUCUACUGUGAUACUCAGCCAGACUAUUACAUUGUCAGAGAUCUUGGGUUCCUAAAACAUUACGGCAGCAUGAAAAAUCCAUAGCCUCUGAAGAGGAGGAAGAACCUAUGCUAUACAGGAGCAUGGAACAGGACUGGAAAAUAGAAACCCCUUUUCAACACAAGGUGGAGAAUAAACGGUGAGAUAAGCUGCAUCUGUUUUAAGGAGAAGUCCUUACCACACUGUACACAUGCAGCAGCAAAACCAUUCUACUAGGUCUGCUUCAUCGUCAUAGGAAAAGCUUCAUCUUUCCUUAGUGCAAUUAAGGCCAUGUCAUAAAUACAAGUUCUAUUUUGUACA
This is a messenger RNA of Pygoscelis adeliae (Adelie penguin), 3093 nucleotides long. RefSeq names its product phospholipase A2, group VII (platelet-activating factor acetylhydrolase, plasma) (gene PLA2G7). Gene Ontology annotation, molecular function: 1-alkyl-2-acetylglycerophosphocholine esterase activity. NCBI's taxonomy places the organism in Eukaryota, Metazoa, Chordata, Aves, Sphenisciformes, Spheniscidae. The record is from RefSeq and is a predicted model, not a curated record. Bases 140 to 1423 code for a protein of 427 amino acids. The transcript has 11 exons.